AUGGCCGUGUUUCGAUCCAUUUACCACCACGGCAAGAAACUCAUCCAACCACAUCUCAAUGAUUUUCAAAACGGAAUUCGAUCAAUCUUUAUUACUCUAUAUAUUAUUGAAUUGAUUGUCAUUAUACUGAUGGUGUUGCUACCUCUCGAAUUUAAGCAUGUCAUGGGAUGGCAUAGUAGUCAAAAGCUUAAACUUGCUAAAGAGCUUGCAAGACGAAAACAAUGCUUUCAUAAUCAGGAAACAGAAACGGAUUAUGACCACCAGGCUGCCCUUCAUAACAACACAGACUCUCUCACAGACGAUUCGAAUUGUAGCAUCGAUGAACAUAGUGCAGAUGCACAUGGCAGUGACAACACUAGUGGCCAUCCUCCAGCCAUGGAAACCUCGUUCAGACUGGACUCUUCGAAUAUUCGAAAAUAUGUCGUCAAGAAGUCCUAUGGCAAUCGAAUUCGAACUCGAUCAAGAGGACUUUCAUCCUUGUCAGACUCUCUUCUCUUGAAUUCACAUCUUCAUUCGGAUCCAUCACAAUCCCAUACAGCCAAUACAUCAUCAUCAUCACCACCUCAACCAAAUCCUCAACAUACAGAUCCCAUUCCCUCUUCUCCCAAUGAAGAAACUGGUUUACAAAGCCAUUCACGAGCACUAUACUACAGCACUCAUGACAAGCAUGAAACUGAUGACAACUUGUCACACGUUUCUCUCGUGAGCGAAAAGGUGUAUAGUAAGAAAACAAAGAUUAGUCGUCUGAAGCAAGCAUUAAUCUCCAUAAUCAAAUCAAUAUCUGAUUUCAGAAUUAUUGCAACCUUAAUCUCUAUAUGCAACUUGUUGCUUGGAUUCAUUAGCUUGAUAUCCAUAUUGCCCUACGAUGCAAGAUUGGUGCUGAUCAGUAUCGACUGCAUUCUUUCAUUGAUGGGAUUGAUACCAAUUGUAUUUCAGUGGCUUGUUGUAUUGAGAACAAUGGAGAAUAAGGACUCUAUCACGCACAACACCAGCACUAACACAAGUAACAAUAUCAAAAUUUUGAGUCUGUUCGUUUUCAUGUGUACCCUAUUUUUAUUCAUUGGAUACAUAUUGACUGUGAUAUUUGUAACAGGGUACUCAAGAGUCCUACUUGCAAGAUAUAUCAUGAUGGUGGUUCUAUUUCUUUACUUUAUUACUAUUUUCCCAUUACUAGUCAUUUAUGGUAUUAAGGUCUAUUUUAGAGUGUUAAGGGAGAAUAAGGAGAUUCGAUUUUUUCAAUUCAAAUUCACAAAAUAUUUAAUUUUUGAAAGUCUCACCUAUCUCUACUUCACAUUCUACACGAUCUAUUUUAUAGUUUCAUAUCCCUAUUUUUUAUUUACAUUUAAUAAUAUUGGAGAUCGAUUUAUGACAGUUUAUCCAUGGGUCAUUACACACUUUUUUAUUUUACUCUCGUAUUGCAAUCGAUUUUAUUUCCUUUCAGAUUGGUUCUGCAUCAAGCAAUUCUACAAUACUCUAUUUGCGAAUGCUUUCUGUGGAAUAUGUCACAGGAGAAAAAAAGAAAUUCAUGAUACGAGCGCGUUUUAUCAUCAUGGUCAUCAUGAAACCAUACAUGCAGUAAGAAAGAUCAGUGACGCCUCAAAUACUUCCUCACAUCAGCAUGUAUUUGAUAAUCAUUAUUCAACCUCUUCCUUCGAUCAUCACAACGAGGAAAGUACUGAAAGUAACUACAGUCACCAACACAAAACGGCUCACCCUAAGCACAUCACAGAUCAAGUUCAAGAGCCACAUGCCGCAGAACAAGAUUGA
Molecule: messenger RNA, 1767 nt
Organism: Naegleria lovaniensis
Lineage: Eukaryota; Heterolobosea; Eutetramitea; Acrasida; Naegleriidae
Exons: 2
Coding region: 1-1767 (588 amino acids)
Source: RefSeq, a predicted model, not a curated record